AUGUGUUAUUUUAAUCCCAAAUAUACUAAUAAUAAUAUAUUAGUAAAAAAGUUUAAAUUGAUAUUAUUUUGGGUAUUAGUUUGUUCUAUUUUAAAAAUUUUAAAUCAUCAACAAUAUUCUAUAUUAGUAAGUGCUUUUAUUAAUGGUAAUAAGAAACAAAAGAAAACAAAAACUAGUGGUAAUUUAUCUACAAUAAAAUCUGUUGGUUCUAUGUUUGGUAAAAAAGUAAAAAAAAUUAUGAGAACUAAUCAUAAAGGUAAAAUUGUUAAUGAAAAUUCUAUAACUCAUAAACCUGGUCAUUGGGUUACUGGUUCUUGUGGUGAAAUGAAAUAUAUGCUUGAUAAAGAAGCACAAACAAAGUGUAACAUAUCUCCUAUGGAAUAUAUUAAAACUAAUCAAACUUUAGCAGAGGUUAAAUGGUUUAUAAAAUCAAACGGAAGAGCUAAAAAGCGACUAUAUAUGAUAAUAAAGUCUCCAUGUAAUGCUGUUUUAUUAGAUUAUAGUAAUUUUGGACAGUUAAGAUUAUUAAUUCAAUGUAUAGGUUUUACAAAGUAUAUUACUCAUGGAUAUUAUAUUUAUGACCAUGGUUUGUUUCAAUGUAAAUAUAAAGAGAAUUAUGGUAGUGUAUCAACAAAAUUAUAUGGUUAUCAUCAAUCUAAUUUAAAAUUAGACACAUAUGUUGGAGUAGAAGAUCAAAUAGGAAUAUUUACUUAUAGAGAAGUUGGUCAUAGGCAUGAAAAUUCAGUAAAAACUUUUACAGCUUGUUCAGGAACUUUAAAAUUAUUAAAAUCAGGGUCAAUAGAAAAUAAAGAUGAGGAGAUUAUAGGAGUGAAAUGUGACAAUACUCCUAAAUGGGUUACUAUUUAUCAGAGUGCUAUAUUACAGACAACUCAAAAUGUUACUCUAAGUACAACACCAAUAUAUCUUGAUAAUAUAAUGAAGGCUACUAAAUCUACGAAUAUAGGAAUUUCUCCUGUUAAUGAAUAUGAAGUAGUACCAAUAAAUGAUACUUUUUGUGGAGCAAUUGUAAAUGGGCCUUUUAUUAUAUCAAUGAAACGAAGAGAUCAUUUUUUAAUGGCAGAAAUAUCUGUUAGGUACUAUGGUAAGACUACUUUUAAUAGUGGUUACUGUUAUGUUGAUAAGCCAAAUUUUGGUCUAUAUACAUUUCAAGAUUCAAAAACGGGAUAUGAGAAUAAAUAUCCAGUUCCUUUACCAUGUCCUGGUUUUCUUAUUGCAAAAUUUGAAGGUUCAGUUGAUACUGGAUAUACUAUAGCUCAGAUAAUUUGUAAUAUUAAGGAAAUAGAUAUUUUAACGCCUAGUUUUCUUACAACAAUAUUAGAUUGGGUUCCUCCGAAUCCUCAGGAUAAUGAUUGUAUUGUAUUAAUUAAAGCAACUACCAAUACUAAAAUAGCCGUAGCUUCUGGUGCUUCUGGUAAACCCGUUUUUAAUAUGGUGUCUUUAGAUACAAAUGUGAAUGUUAUUGCAGGUGAGAUUUUGGGAUAUUUUUCUUGUAUUACAGCUAAUAAAAUAGAAAAAGUUGUUAAUUUAAUUGCAACAUGUACUGGGAAGAUAGAUAGGACGAUAUAUAAUAAAGUAAAUAAUAAGUCACAAAGUUCCAAUCAUAUAAUUAUUAAAUUAGCAUGUAUUGAACCUUUAAGUAAAGAUGCUGAAAUUGUAUAUAAUGAAGAUGAUGACUCAGUAUCUAUUGACAAAUCUAGCAUUGUUCAAAUAUCUCAAGAUAUUUCUAAAUGCAUUGAAAUUACUACUAAAGGUAGUAUGUUAUAUAUUAAAGCUUUAGGUAAUUUAUUUAUAGAUGUUUCAUCUCAUACCAGAAAAUCAAAGAAAGUAUAUAAAAGAACAGAAAUAGGAUCCUUAUUUUGUCAAAAAGGAACAACAUAUAUUAAGCAUAAAUUAAUUUCUCCUGCAACUGGAGAUAUUUAUAAGUUAAAAGAUAAUUUAGAGAUGUGUCAUUUAGGAGAAGUGAUUAUUUCUAUUCAAGUGAGCAGUGAACAAUUAAUCAAACAAAUUUUAGCUACAUCUCAUAAUUCAAUGGAACUUGGAAUUGCAGUACCAACUAAUAAGUCACUACCAAUUCCAUUACAGUUAUGGCCAUACGCAUAUUUAGCAUGGAAAAGCCAAGAUUAUUCAUCUUUAAUGCCUACUGAUGUGAAAUCCUUAAGUGAGGAUCCAGAAUGGAAAGACGGAGAAGGCCUUAUUUAUAUACCAACAGUUUUUGGAUAUGAAAAACCCCCCAGUCCUAGUAGAUUAUUUGUACCUAAAUCAUAUAAUCAUAAUUAUAACUUUUUUGUUCAAGAAUACAAAUAUAAUAAACAUAUAUAUAGGCGUAUUGGGAUUACUUCUGCAGGUAGUGUAGAAAUGGAGAAUUUAGAAAAGUGUAAAGUGGGUCAAAUAAUAGGAAAUAUCAGAAUUAAAAAAAAAGAUGAUCAAUAUUUUAAUGAACAAAUAGAAUGUAUUUGUUCAGGAACUGUUAAAAAUAUCUUACAACAUAGACUAGAUACUGAGAAAUCAGUAUCUGUUCAAGCAGGUCAAGUAUUUGUUGAAAUUAAAUGUAAUACAAAAAGUAAUUAUUGGUUAUAUGAUCCAUCUAGUUUAUUAAAAUAUAAAGAUAAAUAUGAAAAUAUAAAUUCCCAAGUUGUAAAAAUUCAUAAUAGGGGAAGUCCAUUAUAUCAACUUGAAAGUAAUGAUGAAGUAUCUUUAUAUUCAAAAAUUCAAGGGAAUACACAUUAUCAUUUAAAAACUUCUUCAAAUGUUCGUGAAGGUGAAAAAAUUGGGUAUUUUGCUUUUAAAAUAGGUCCAAAAUCUGUUGCAAUUGCAGAUAUUCAUUCACCUUGUGAUGGUGUAAGAACAUUUCCAACAUUAGAUGUAAAUUCUUUGGAUAUUUCAUUAAAAAGUUUAGAUGGUCCAAAGGUUACCUCUAUUAGAUGCUCUUCUGUAAUUCCCCCAAAAUAUAUUUCAAGAGAAACCGAAUCCUUAUUAUAUGAUGUAAUAAGAUCAUAUAUUGCUAAGGAUAUAAGUGGACAGGAGAAGUACAGUGCAUUUUGUAAAAUUCCCACAACUGUUUAUGUUGAUAAUAUUAACUUACACAGUAAUUCUCACAAAAUAAUAGAAAGUAAUCAUUCAAUUCCAAUUACUAUAAAUGAGAAGAUUAUAUAUGUAACUAUUAUUAUAAAUGGAGAAGUUACCCAAAAAGUAUCUGUUACCUCACCUUGUUCUGGAGUUCUUCUUAAUGUUCAAGAGUUAUUAAAAAAAGAUGGAUCCCGACAAGAUGCAGGGACUCUUUUAUUUGAGAUAAUUUGUGACUCUUUAAAAACUCAAAAUGUUGGAGAUUUACCACCUUCACCUCCUCCUGAUCCUUCAAAUUCAAAUGUUAUUCAAAAUAUAGAAAGAAAUGGGUAUUGUUUUAUAAUUACAACUGAAAAGUGUGUUAUAAACUUCAAAAAUAAGGGAAUAAUUGGUUACGUUAUUCCAGGUCAAAAUAUUGGGGAAGCUAUAUGUGUAGAUAGUAUUGACCAAAAUCAAGUAAUUCCAAUUAUUAUGGAAUGUAUGGGUACUAAUAUAGUAUUCUUGAGCAUGGCAGUUUAUGGACAAACUGUAUUGCCGGGAACUAAUAUUAUGAUGAUAGCCAAGAAUACACGUCCUAUACCUGAAGAUUCUAUGCCUACCCAUUCACCAGAAAAUAUUUUAAUAACUUCUGUAAAUCCUUCAAGUGGUAUUGGAUAUAUUUGGACUAGAAGUUCUGGUGUUGUAACUUUUACAAUAACUGAAAAAAAAAGUUCUGUAUUAGAGGGUGAAACAAUUGGCCAAUUCUCUAGUCAAAUGUCUAAUAUAAUAGUCCCAGUUAUUCCACCUUGUACUGGAUCUGUCUAUAUUCCAUACUUAUCUUUAAUAAAUAACACAGUUGUAAUAUCAGGAACUCAAAUUGUAGAAGUAUUUUGUGGUUUACCACUUCCAUUAUAUAAUUUUAAAUAUCCAAGUGGCCCUACUAGUACUCAGUUGACUGUUCCUAAUAGGAGCCCCUUAAUUACAAAAAAAGUUAUAGGAGCUAUAGAAAUGACUUGGACUACUUAUACUGGUACCAUUUAUUAUGUUCUUAAUUGGAUAGUCUUCACACAAAUCCCUAUUUCCUCUGGAAAUAAAUUUGCUACCUUUAAUUAUGUUGAUGAUUCAGGAAACAAAAGAAAUACACCUUUAAUUGCUACUUGUAAUGGGAAGAUUGAUGAAAAUACGGCUAAUGAUGUUCAUGGUAAAAUGUUAGAAGCUGGUAGUACUAUUGUAGCCUUGAUUAAAUGUGUAUAUAUUGGCAUAAAUAAAAGUAUUAAAUCUUCAUCAAAUAUAGUUUCAGAUGGAAGCUCAACAAAAGUUCCUCUUUUGCCUCCCCAGCUUGAUGUUACUGGCUCCUUAAAUAUACCACAACUACUAUCACCAUCACCAUCUUCACCAGAUUCAAGUAUCCCACCACCACCACCACCACCACUAAUACCAUCACUAUCUUCACCAGGUUCAAGUAUCCCACCACCACCACCACUAAUACCAUCACCAUCUACACCAGGUUCAAGUAUUCCACCACCACCACCACUAAUACCAUCACCAUCUACACCAGGUUUAAGUAUCUCACCACCACCACCACUAUCAUCCCCAUCAUCAGUAAAUACUCAACAGGCGACGGAUAAUGAAGAACAAUUGAGUGCCUCUGCUAUAAAACUUAGAAAAGAAAUUAUGAGCUUGAAAAAAAGUGUAAAAUUUGAAUGA
Molecule: messenger RNA, 4770 nt
Organism: Cryptosporidium muris RN66
Lineage: Eukaryota; Apicomplexa; Conoidasida; Eucoccidiorida; Cryptosporidiidae
Exons: 1
Coding region: 1-4770 (1589 amino acids)
Cellular component (GO): cytoplasm
Molecular function (GO): microtubule binding
Source: RefSeq, a predicted model, not a curated record